ACAUGAAUAGUCCAAAGCCCCAGAAUUUUUGCAUUCACUUCCUAUCAAUCUGAACCGACCAACACUGCUUCUCCUUAAAUUCCUCACUCCAUUCCACAAAUGCUGUUUUGUUUGUUAUCUCCAAUGCACUGCACUUCACUCACUCACACAACACAUCACACAAAAAGAUAUAGAUACUGUUCUAUUAUCCACACAACAUAGUUAGCUAAACAAACCUCAUCAGCAAGCAUGCCCCUCCAACAUUUCACUUCAAAGUUGAUGACAACUCCAAUUCUCAAAAUCUUGUUCCCCCUGAUCUCCUUCUAUCUCCUGUAUACCAUUUCUUCUUCCUCAUAUCAACAACAACAAUUGAAAUCUCUAACAAUAUCAAACUUUGAAUUCUGCCCAAGUAACUACACCAGCUACUGUCCCUGUGAAGACCCCAAAAGGCAGAAACGAUUUCCCAAUAAGAGAUGGUUCCGCAAGGAGCGUCACUGCCCACAAAGCAAUGAAAGGCUUACAUGCUUGAUUCCAAAACCUGUGGGGUACAGAAGACCAUUUCCUUGGCCUGAGAGUAAGGAGAGUGCAUGGUUUAGUAAUGUUCCUUUUCCAAAGCUUGCGGAAUAUAAGAAGUCACAGAAUUGGGUUAGAUUGGAAGGUGACCGUUUUGUUUUUCCCGGUGGUGGUACCUCGUUUCCUGAAGGAGUCAAGGGUUAUGUCGAUGCUCUCAAAAGUAUUCUUCCUGUGUCUUUGGAAUCUGGGGAUAUCAGAACAGUUCUUGAUGUUGGUUGUGGGGUUGCAAGCUUUGGGGCAGCUCUAACAGACUAUGAUAUCUUGACAAUGUCAAUUGCGCCGCGAGAUGAACAUGAUGCUCAAGUGCUAUUUGCCCUGGAAAGGGGACUUCCAGCUAUGCUUGGAGUACUAAGCACUCACAGGCUACCAUUCCCUUCAAGAUCAUUUGAUAUGGCUCAUUGCUCCAGAUGCCUUGUUCAAUGGACUGCUUAUGAUGGGUUAUAUCUAAGAGAGAUUGACCGGAUUUUGCGUCCCGGUGGAUUUUGGGUACUGUCUGGGCCACCCAUAAAUUGGAAGGAGAACUACAAAGCUUGGCAAACAGAGCCAGAGGUGUUGGAAAAGGAGCAAAACAUGUUAGAAGAGCUUGCAAUGCAACUAUGUUGGGAAAAAGUUGCUGAGGGAGAGCUAAUUGCUAUCUGGCAAAAACCCAUAAAUCAUAUCAGCUGCAAACAAAAGUUGAAGACUUUGAGAUCCCCCAAGUUCUGCAGCUCAUCUGACCCUGAUGCUGGAUGGCAUGAGCUAUUCAACAGGUAUACCGAAAUGACAGCAUGCCUUUUUCCUCUUCCAGAGGUGAAGGAUAUCCAUGAAAUAUCUGGUGGUGGUGUUGAGAAAUGGCCUAUGAGGUUGAACACUGCUCCACCAAGGAUCAGAAAUGAAAAUAAUGAUGGCUUCACACUCAAAAUCUAUGAAGAAGAUAACCAGACAUGGAAAAGGAGAGUCUCCUAUUACGCGGACUUGCUCCCAUCCCUCUCUUCUGGUAAAUAUAGAAAUGUUAUGGAUAUGAAUGCUGGCUUUGGUGGAUUUGCAGCUGCAAUAGGGAAAUAUCCAGUUUGGGUUAUGAAUGUUGUUCCAUUUGAUGCAAAAAGCAACUAUCUCGGCAUUGUCUAUGAGCGAGGCCUAAUAGGAACUUACAUGGAUUGGUGUGAGCCCUUUUCAACAUACCCGCGAACAUAUGACUUGAUACAUGCUAGUGGUAUAUUCAGCAUGUAUAUGGACAAGUGUGAUAUUACUAGUAUUCUUCUUGAGAUGCAUCGGAUUCUUCGUCCCGGAGGAGCUGUUAUUAUUAGAGAUCAGAGAGAUGUGAUUCUCAGAGUUAAAGAAAUAACCGAUCGAAUAAGAUGGGAAGGAGUGUUACUAGCUGGUGAUCAGAAUGGACCUUUUCAUCCAGAAAUGAUUUUGUUUGUUAACAAUGCUCAGUAAAUUGAUUGCAUUGUUCGUUCGUUUCCUGUAAUCUAGCUUUGGAUAGUUAAUUUUUGCCAAAUCAUUAUUUCAAUAGACUUAGACUUUUUUUUGUUUUGUUUUAGGUAGAAAUAUAAAAUAACAUAACACCAUUUAUAUGUCUUCACUUAAUAAUUUAAGUUCAUGAUAUGGUAUUUGAGUAAA
Lotus japonicus is the source of this 2154-nucleotide messenger RNA. RefSeq names its product probable methyltransferase PMT19. NCBI's taxonomy places the organism in Eukaryota, Viridiplantae, Streptophyta, Magnoliopsida, Fabales, Fabaceae. The transcript is spliced from 6 exons. Gene Ontology annotation, molecular function: methyltransferase activity. The record is from RefSeq and is a predicted model, not a curated record. Bases 229 to 1971 code for a protein of 580 amino acids. Gene Ontology annotation, cellular component: cytoplasm; endosome; trans-Golgi network.